Molecule: messenger RNA, 1543 nt
Organism: Trichechus manatus latirostris (Florida manatee)
Lineage: Eukaryota; Metazoa; Chordata; Mammalia; Sirenia; Trichechidae
Product: centlein-like
Exons: 9
Coding region: 95-1543 (482 amino acids)
Biological process (GO): centriole-centriole cohesion; protein localization to organelle
Cellular component (GO): centriole; centrosome
Source: RefSeq, a predicted model, not a curated record
AUCAAAACUGGAAACGAGAUAUUUCUCAUAAUUGGUCCAGAAAAGUUAAACACGUGUGUCUCAAAGGCCAUCUUUAUCGAGCUUAGAAACCUUAAUGGUGUCACAGAAAUCUGAAAUUGAGUAUUUACAGGAGAAACUGAAAAUAGCAAACGAAAAGCUCUCAGAAAACAGAUUUACCAACAAAGGUUUUUCAGGAGGCAUUGUAGCAAAUGCUGAAGGAAAACAUAAGGAACCACCUGUGAAACGUUCAAGGUCUUUGUCACCAAAGAGCUCUUUCACAGACUCAGAGUUGCUAAGGAAGCUGAGGAAAGCUGAAAGAAAGAUUGAAAACUUAGAGAAGACCCUACAACUAAAGAGCCAAGAAAAUGAUGAGCUAAGAGAUGCCCAUGAAAAACGCAAGGAAAGGCUACAGAUGUUACAGACCAACUACAGAGCAGUAAAAGAGCAAUUAAAACAGUGGGAAGAAGGCAGUGGCAUGACUGAUAUCAGAAAAAUCAAGAGAGCAUAUCCCCAACAACUUCAACAAGAAGAUUCUGAUGCUGUAUGGAAUGAACUAGCAUAUUUCAAAAGGGAGAACCAGGAGCUAAUUAUUGAAAAAAUGAAUCUUCAAGAAGAAUUGGAUAAACUUAAAGUGCAUGUAUCUAUUGAUAAGGCAACAAUACAAGAAUUAAAUGCAUGUAUGGAAGAGGAAAGAGAAGAACAACUUUUUAGAUACGGUGAAGAUGAUGGGGUCAAGAAGAGUACUCCAGAGAAGAAUGGGAAAGAAAUGUCAGAACAGACAUUACAGAAGGUAAUUGAAUUGGAAAAUCGGCUAAAAUCUUUUGAGAAAAGCUCGAGAAAAUUAAAAGAACGGAAUAAAAAAUUAAUGAAAGAAAAUGAUUUCCUGAAAUCCCUCUUAAAACAGCACCAAGAAGAUGCAGAAACCAGACAAAAAAAGCUAGAACAGAUACUGAAGGGGAGUAAAGAGGUAGAAAAAGAGAAAACAGAACUUCAAGUGAAAAUCAGUGAGCUGGAGAGAGAAGUCACUUCCCUAAGGAGACAAGUGGCAGAAGCUAAUGAGUUGAGAAAUGAAAACGAAGAGGUGAAUUCAAUGGAAAAAUCGCAACAUUCAGCAGAGAAAGCCAACUCUGAGAUGGCCACGACAGAGGUGAGAUCUGGACAGUACGGUUAUAAGACCACCACUACCAAGGUUAAAUUUAAAGCCGCCAAGAAAAAGUGCUCUGUGGGUCGCCACCACACUGUUCUCAAUCACUCCGUCAAGGUUAUGAGCAACGUGUUUGAGAACCUCAGUAAGGACGGCUGGGAGGAUGUGAGUGAAAGCAGUGAUUCUGAAACACAUACUUCUGAAAAUUUGGGAACAAUUAUUGUAGAAACAUCCCAGAAAAUAAGUCCUACAGAGGAAGGAAGAGACCAGAAACAAAUUGAUCAAGCAGAAGACAACGAAACACAAGGGGAAGAAAUAAUACAAAUAUAUUCAAAUAUAAGUGGCAAGACACCAAAGGUAUAUGAUACAGUUUUGCUUAAUUGUAAUCUAUAUUCUUAA